CGCAGCACUUUAUGCCAUCUCCACGUUUCAUUUACUGGUUUCGUAUCGUGUGGGGAUUUCAGACGAUUAUAUCCCAGUGUGGGACCUUCUGCUGCCAAACGAGCCGCGUGUGUCACCGUGUCGUCUCCCAGCACACAAUCCGCAUUUGACGAACUUGUGAUCAGGACUAAUGGAGACAGCAGAAGUUUGUGAGAUCGAUGUGGCGACCAGAAGAAUAGUGGGAGGCAGUGAAUCUCCACCCGAACUGGACAGCCCUAGUCAGGAGGAGGUUGCUGAGUUUGGUUUGGGCUUGUGCUGCGCUGAGGAGGAGAGGGGGGAAACUCCAGGCAGAGAGGACAGUCCCAGUGACUUGGUGGAAGCUGAGCUUGAUCCCGGUGGCGACCCCAAGACUGUAGAGGACAAAGCUUUUGGGAAGGAGGUUGUUCUGCUGAUGCAGGCCCUGAACUCUUUAGCCACUCCGGAAGAGAAACUGGCUGCUCUGUGCAAGAAGUAUGCGGACCUGCUGGAAGAGAGCCGCUGCAUGCAGAAGCGACUAAAAGCCCUGCAGAAGAAGCAGGCUCAAAUUGUGAAAGAGAAGGUCCAUCUACAAGGGGAGCACAGCAAGGCCAUCCUCGCACGUAGCAAGCUGGAGAGCCUCUGUAGGGAGCUGCAGAGGCACAACAAAACACUGAAGGAGGAAAACGCUCAGCGGUCCAGGGAGUAUGAGGAGCAGCGGAAGGAGGCCAUGCUGCACUUCCAGAUGACCUUGAGUGACAUUGAGGUGCAGAUGGAGCAGCACAGCUCCCACAACACCAAGCUGAGGCAGGAGAACAUGGAAUUGGCUGAGAAGCUCAAGAAGCUCAUCGAGCAGUAUGAGCUGAGAGAGGAGCACAUAGACAAAGUGUUCAAGCACAAGGAGCUGCAGCAGCAGUUGAUGGACGCCAAGCUGCAGAGAAUCACUGAGAUGAUGAAAGAAGUGGAGGAGAAGCAGCAGAGGGAGAGAGACUUUCUUCUGAAGGACGCCACUGAGUCCAGACGCAAGUGUGAGCUGAUGAAGGAGCAGGAGACACAGCUCAAACAGCAGCUCUCACUGUACAUGGACAAGUUUGAGGAGUUCCAGAGCACUCUGGCUAAAAGCAACGAGGUCUUCACCACAUUCAGACAAGAGAUGGAAAAGAUGACCAAGAAGAUCAAGAAGCUAGAGAAGGAAACGACACAGUGGAAGACCAAGUGGGAGAGUAACAACCAGGCCCUGCUGCAGAUGGCAGAGGAGAAAACUCUGCGUGACGGCCACUUCAAGGCCUUGCAGGGGAAGCUGGAGCUGCUGGAGAGGCUGUGCAGAGCUCUGCAGAAGGAGAGGAACGACCUCAACAACCGGCUCAGCGUCCUACAGGAGGAGGGAGAUAAAGGGACCACAGUGGCUCAGGAGACCCAGCAGCCAGAGCCCUCAGAGGAGGAGGAGCAAGAGGAGCAAGAGGAGGGCCUCACACAGGGAGACGGACAGGAGACGGAGGGUGUCCACCAAGCUCCCAGACCACCUGAAUGUGACUCCUCACCGUCUGCCGCUGACGAACCCAUGACUGCUACGACGAGCAGUCGGCUCGCAGAAACCCCGACCACACAGCAGGACUGAGCCAACCCCUCGCUCUCUCUGUGUGUGUGUGUGUGUAGGUGAGAAGGAUGUGAUCAGAUGGCUCCACAUGCGUCCAGCCUAGUUCCACAACUAGCCAGACAAACCAUCUUCAAUGGAGAUAUAGAUUUUCUUUCUUUUUUUUAAGUCUACACUUGCCUCUCCAGGAAACGGAGCCCAUAUCUUUUGUGUAAUCAUUUAAGAAGAAUAAAGUGACUCUAUCAAGGAUUUUGUUCUAAGAAAUUGCCCUCAUUUUGCAUUGGUUCUUAAGAUUGGUUUCUGUGGCGAACACUUUCUACUCCCAUUUUCUACCAUAACUGUAUUUUCAUAACUGUCCAUCACACACUAGGUCCCUGUGGUCACAUCUCACAUGUCAGUGAAGCCUUACAAUGCGUUCAAGUUGUUACUUGCAUGACUUAAGUAGCCGGAUCAUUUGUGUUUACUUGCUUGACUUAAGUAAACACAACUGGACCACCACAAUGCUAGAGUUAACUGUUCUUAGUCUAAGUUAACAGCUUGAAUCAAGUGACUUAACACAUUUUCAGAAGUUGGUGGGAGAAAGAUUUCUUAGAAUUCUCACAGGCCCUCGACAUCUUUGCCCGGUCUUGCUAGCUCACUCUGAUGUUGGAAGGAUCUCAAUGCCAAUUCAGAUAUUUGAACUCAAUCAACUGAAGUGAACGGUCGCCUGGUGUGACUGUCAUGUUAGUUCAUUUAAUGUCUGUGGUGGCAGCAGGGAUUUUUUUCAUACACCAAUGUCAAGACUAAUCUGCAUGUCCUUAUAAAAUAAAUAAUGAUGACUUAGUGUGUACAAUAAGUCAUCAUUGUACAGGUCCAGUGUGUAAAAUUUGGGGCAAUCUAAGAACAGACAAAUUAAUAAUAACAAUUUUCAUUCAUCUACUUUUCCCUAAAAAUUGAGAGCGGUUGUGUUUUCAUUAACUUCUCCAAAUUAAACACUGGUUCUUUGGAAAGCUUUUCAAGUUGGCCACCAUACAUACAUAUAUACACGGAUUGAAAGCAUGAGGCAAAAGAUAUUCAGUAGGGUGCAAUAUGCAACUUUGCCCAUAGAUGCCACUAAAUCCUACACACUGGUCCUUUGAAGUGUUGGACCACUGCUAAGCUGCUAUUCACGUUGAGAUAACACUAACUCUGUAUUUUAUAGACAUUUCUCAUGGCAGUCUUGUUGUGUCUCAGUAGGAAAAGUACACGAGUAAAUGGCCGCGUUCCAUUUAGCUGACUCUCUUCGGUGAUGCAUGCUGGCUCACUGUCAACACUGUCAUUUGUCGUUAAUGGUUAUUACUAUACACCUGUGCAUUUUCCUGCUAGGACAUGUCAAUUUGGCUGCUGCGGGAAAACGAGACCGUGGCAUAAAGUAGUGUGUGUGUGUGUGUGUAUGAAAAGCAUCAGAAGCGAUUGAGCUAAGAGUGAGCGUGAAGUCCAAACCCUGUCUUCUUUGUCGUGUCCUCACAGCUGACCAAUCGUGGGAGCAAAGUUGGUGUGAUGGUUGGAUUGUCUAUUUGGGAGCUUUGAGAAAACCAAAGUGCUUAACAGGUUGUGAAUAUGGCGCGUAGAGUCUCCUAAACACCGUGUGAACGACCGUAAUUUAAUUAAUUUGGUGCUGAAAUGCAACAGCUCGAGUGACCAGUGCUUGAGAAAUUAGUAUUCUACAGUAUAUUUAAAUGAGGCAGCAUGUUGAACAUUGCACCGCUGAGAUUAACUCGCAUCAAAUUAUCUUCGAUUGGAUUGGUUUCCAGCAUACGUUGACACUGAGAGAAAAAACCUAGUGUGACAUGAAGGUGUAAUAUGUGCAGUGGGUUAGUUAUGAGUUUGAACCACUACAGAAGUGGUAAAGCUGCAGUACUGUAGGCAGAAUCGCUAGAGAAAAAGCUUUAUGUUGAGUUUCAUCUGCUGGUAAUUGAAAUACUCACAUGGUGGGGGAAACGACAGCUCCUCUCAUUACAUGAGAAUAUUUCCAUUCAGUCACAAGGGAUGAUCGAGGCAAUCGCCUGCAUACUGAUGUCUCUUGCAUUUCUCAUCCCAACACUGGUGAAAAAAGGCACCUGUGGAAAGUGAAGCCAUUAGGAUACAGACAGACAUUCAUAGGUACUGUCAAACAAAAGCCCCUUCUAUCUAAUCAGUUUGAAUAAGUCCUGGUCAUUAUGACAGUUGUGAUGCAGGUGUUCGUCACACUUUGUUUUGCCUAUUUUUCCUCUGGAGACGAGAGAUGCAGUGAAUGUUUAUCGAUAAUUGUGUAAUGUCUCAACUAUCACUUUUAGGCGCGAAGUGCUCUAAUGAUUUCAUAUAAAUCAUGUUAACACAUUCAUACAUGAGGUUAAUGGACCUUUAUGAACUCUUUCUGGAAGAACGGGGGGGUUUGAUUUUGUUUUCUUGUGAUAUUAAUAGGAACUGUCUUCUAAGAAACUACUACUGCUGCUGCUGUUGAUGGUGAAUGUAGGAUGUCGAUCCUUGACGGGGGUCAGAUACUGUGAAGCAGUUGAGAUAGUGUCUGGAGAAUUGGGUCCAUACAUUCUCCAGAGUUCAUGAUAAAUGCAGUGGGAUUUAGGUCUGGAUGAGAUGUGUUCACGAGGAUCCAGGCGAGGGGGUGGAGCCUAGCUUGAGCAUGCAGGAGGCAGGACGCUUGUUGUGGAUAAUCCUGCUGCUUGCGUUCUUAGAUGAGCUCAGUCAGAGCAUUAUCAGACGAGACCAGGCAGCUGGCAGGAUCAUCUCCAGUCACUUCUGCAGAUAUUUGCAUCCACACAUGUUCGGAGUGACUUCUGCAGACAUGUGCUCUCGAAGUUCAGACUUCAGUGCUCGCCUGAAACACACACACACUCCUUUUGUUUCAUUUCAUUCUUCAUCGCUGCUCUGUUACUUGCGGUCAGUGAUGAGAAGACGUGUAAGACAAAGAGAAAUGCUUGUUACUGCGAUGACUGAACCUUGUUCGGGAUUAAUGGCGUCACUCCUUUGAAAACACAGAAACGGUGGUUAAUUAUUUUUCUGUGAAACAAAUGUAUACACUAACAGACUUAUGCAUUCGAUUUCACAUUUGUGUGCAGAUGUGAGCACACCGGGUCGGCUUUUGUGUCCGCAGUAAACACCUUUCUCUCGCUCUCACUCUCAUUAGUUCCCUCUUUGUUGUCCCAGACUGACUCUCAGGUAAUGUCAUAAUCUACCUCUGUAGGUGAGACUAACUGUGAAAGAAGAGGAGCAAGUCAUCACAGCUUCAGAAAGCUUUAUUUUUACUUAUAUAUAUAAAACAAAAAAAUAAGGCCCACACCCUCUUUGAUUGUACAAUGUUCUUAUAACCCUGUCUUUCUUUUCAAUAAACAUUUUGUAGAAUUUGCA
This is a messenger RNA of Solea senegalensis (Senegalese sole), 4951 nucleotides long. It is a transcript of the gene txlng, whose product is annotated as taxilin gamma. The record is from RefSeq and is a predicted model, not a curated record. Lineage: Eukaryota; Metazoa; Chordata; Actinopteri; Pleuronectiformes; Soleidae. Gene Ontology annotation, molecular function: syntaxin binding. Gene Ontology annotation, biological process: regulation of cell cycle. The coding region runs from base 170 to 1612 and encodes 480 amino acids. The transcript is spliced from 11 exons.